Periconia digitata is the source of this 1769-nucleotide messenger RNA. Lineage: Eukaryota; Fungi; Ascomycota; Dothideomycetes; Pleosporales; Periconiaceae. The record is from the annotation of a GenBank genome assembly.
UUCCUGAGUCUUUUAUCGCGCUUUCUUCUGCGCUUUCAGCUAGGUCUCGCGCGCGAAAAAAAGGGGAAAAGGAAGACAGACGGGAGGGAAAGAUGGCCAUCAGCGAACUCGUGUCGGGCAUACUGCCCUCAUCCUCCACACACAUCACAGCUACGAACAUGCUUGUCUUGGUUCUAUCGAUCGCGGGUUUAGCCGUCCUGAUAGAUUAUGCGCGAAUGCUGAAUUUGCGGCGGAAAAUGCCUCCAGGUCCAAUGCCAUGGCCGAUUAUAGGAAAUACAUUUCAGCUUCCGGAUAACAAACCUUGGUUCUAUUUCGAGGAAUUGUCCAAGAAGUACGAGGUACCGUUGAUUACGUAUUGGAUAGGACGGAACCCCACAGUCUGGAUCAACGAUGCCUGGACCGCGAGCGAACUCCUCGAAAAACGCGCUGGGAUAUACUGCUCGCGACCGCGCAUGCUCGUCUUCGCCGAGCUCGGCUCUGGGCAGAAUAAUCUGGUGAACAUGAUCACUACUACUCCAGAAGCCCGCGACCGAUGGCGAGUGCAGCGCAAGAUUACGCACCAUGGGGUUGGAAUCCAGCAAGUGCGACGGUAUCGGGAAUUCCAGAACGACGAGAGUAAAGUGGUGGCGUUUGAUUUGUUGACGGCGCCGGAGCAGUUCGUAGCGCAUUUUGAACGGUAUGCGACGAGCGUAGUGUCAAUCAUUGGGUUUGGGAGGAGGGUGGCACGGAGUGAGGAUCCAAUCAUUACGGAGGUGAUCAAGGUGAUGCAGAGGGCUGCUGAAUUGAAUGUACCGGGGAAGACGUUCCCGAUGCUUCUGGAGACGUUUCCUUUACUCGCAAAGGUGCCGACCAAGUACGCGCCCUGGAAACAUGGUCUUGGGGGAAAGAGAGGAAGCCAUCGUGGCCACGACUUCUUCUACUCGCUUGCAGCAGAGGCAAACGAGAACCCGGGCCACGAAGACUGCUACUCCAAACACAUUUUCAAAGAGCAAGAAAAAUUAGGACUACGACCACAAGAAAUCUCCGCUCUGACGGGAAACCUCUUUGGCGCCGGAUCCGAUACAUCGAGUUCCACUCUCGUGACAGCAAUCCUCGCUAUGCGCGCGUUCCCCGAGACGCUCAUCCCCGCGUGGGAGGAACUUGAUCGCGUGGUAGGUUCAGACCGGAGCCCCACGUUCGAAGACGAUGUGAACCUACCGUACAUGCGUGCUUUUGUCAAAGAAGUCUUUCGCUGGCGUUCUGUCGCUAUUAUCGGAGGGCAACCACAUGCGCCUGUUCAAGACGACUACUACAAAGGAUGGUUAAUUCCGAAACUCACAUGGGUUCAAGGAAACAUCUGGGCGAUCCAUCAUCACGAUCGCGAGUUUCCGGAACCGGACCGUUUCAAUCCGAUGCGCUUCAUGAAGGAUAGCCCUGAUGCGAGACCGUUCCCUGGGGAGAGGGGAUACAUGACGUUUGGUUGGGGAAGAAGGGUGUGUUCAGGGCAGGCUCUCGCGGAGCAGGGAACGUGGUUGACGGUUGCGCGGUUGAUAUGGGGGUUUCGAAUUGAGGCGGCGCUGGAUAAGGAUGGGAAAGCGAUUCCGGUGGAUAUACUUGAUUACACGAAUGGGCUAAAUUGGCGUCCUCAGCCUUUCAAAGUCAGCAUCAAGCCCCGCAGUGAAAGCAUACGGCAAGCCAUUGUUCGUGAGGGCGAGCAGGCCCUAGCAGACCUCGCGCAGUAUGAAGGAGAGACACAGUACAGGAUGAGUACGUUCGGUAAAAAGACAUAA